Molecule: messenger RNA, 1124 nt
Organism: Plodia interpunctella (Indianmeal moth)
Lineage: Eukaryota; Metazoa; Arthropoda; Insecta; Lepidoptera; Pyralidae
Exons: 2
Coding region: 307-888 (193 amino acids)
Biological process (GO): N-glycan processing
Cellular component (GO): glucosidase II complex
Molecular function (GO): protein binding
Source: RefSeq, a predicted model, not a curated record
UAAAUUUGCAGUGCUAGUUACAGGGACUAAACAAUAUUACAAACAAUAAUUUCAUAAAAAACAGCAGAUUGAAUCGGUGAAUUUUAAAAACACUCUACUCUAUACCUAGCUUGGCUGACACUGACAUUGACAGUCAAUGCAGCUGACUGAAGAUGGACUGAAGUGACAACCGCAUUGGAUAAAAAAAUUAUCAAAUCAGCUGAGUGAGUAAACCAAAACAUCGUUCUGAAAAUCAGUGCCUGACUGCCGACAUUAUUUUUAAUUGUUAUUAUAUUAACGAAGAAAGUUUUCUAAAGACCUGCGGCAAUGCCUUAUGUAGCGAUUAUGAGUUUGAAAAAGAAGAAAAACGUUAUAGUAUUGACAAUUUGUAUGAUUUCGUGUUUCAUAAUGUAUCAGAUGUAUUUUUUCUUAACAUUAUCUUCAGAAACAAGAAAUAUAAACCGAAUCAUUCCAGUUAUCGGCCACGAAAAUAGCAAAGGCUUGCAUAUUCGUUCGGAAGCAGAUCGGUUUAUAAACGAUAAUGGAGUUAUUCAUGGUGUUUACUUCAAGUCUGUGUCGUUGUAUAAGCCGGAUGUCGGAGAAUUUAAGUGUUUACAUUCCGAUAGAAAAAUUCCUUACGAGCAGGUAAACGAUGACUACUGCGACUGCGAAGAUGGCACCGACGAACCUAGCACACGAGCCUGUGUAAACGGAACUUUUUAUUGUGCUACACAGUAUCAUGGUAAAAUGGGACUGAUUAAUAAGAUUUCGUCGAGUAAAGUAAAUGAUGGCAUUUGUGACUGCUGUGAUGGUUCUGAUGAAUGGUUACAAGAACCCAAUACUAAAUUAUUAUCCCAAGCUCAUUCAAAUCAUAGACGUUUUGUAUCAAAAUGUGAAAAUCUUUGUUAAGUAAGGAUAAUCUAGUGUAAAGUACUUACUAUAGAACUAAUUGCACUUCAUAAACAGCUUCAAAAUGUGGACAAGUUGUUAGAUCAAGAGAUGAGCCAUAUUGGUGACUAUGAAAUUAGUGUUGUCCUUACUGUAUAUAUAAAUAACUAGAUACCUAAGCCUAUAUCCUGUUUUUGUUGAAUAAUAGUUAUAACAAAAUAAAUAAUAUAAUAUAGAUUUCAAUUUUUCAACUUUCC